CUGAUAGCAAGCCGCAUUUAAUUUCUUAGUUUUUGUUAAUUGUUGAAUUAAUCUAACACAAUGCGUAUGACACAAUUUUUGGCCAGCAAAUUGAAGAACUUCUCCAAUCUGCCCAAGGAAUACAUGGAGCGCAGCAAAAAGCAGGUGUACUGGCAAACGCCGAAGGAAGUUAAUUACCUGCCCCGCACUGUGGAGCGGAAGCGCUUCCGAUACACUACAAACCGUCCGUGGACAGGACACUUCCGGCAGCAGAAUAUGCCCGGAACAGUGCGUCGCAAGGUGCUGGUGGAACCAAUUGAGGACUGGAGCUUCUUCCGCGGCGAUCGCAUCGAAGUCCUGGUGGGCAAGGACAAGGGAAAGCAGGGAAUCGUCACUCAGGUGAUCCCCGAGCGCAACUGGGUCAUUGUGGAGGGCCUCAACUGGCACUACCGCAAGGUGGGCGGUGAGAAGGAGUUUCCCGGCAUCAUAAUCAAGUCCGAGGCACCGCUGCACGUCACCAAGGACAUCCGUCUGGUGGAUCCAUCCGAUCUGCAGGGCACCGACUUCGAGUGGCGCUUUACGGAAGAGGGCGAAAAGGUACGCGUGUCCAUGCGAUCGGGCAGGAUCAUACCCGUGCCAGAGACAAACAACCAGACGCACGAUUACAAAACACCAAAUGCCUAUAUCGAAAGGGAGAAGGAUACGCCGGGUGCUGUGGUGGGUGAAAUCACCUUCCAGCCCAAGCUGUCCACCUUCGAGAUGGACAUCAUGGAGGAAAUGGGCAUCAAGGAGGAACGCACGCCAGCCAAGAGCUAUUGGUACUAAUGCUAUGCCUAUUGUUUAUUAAAGUAAUGUACAAACAACCCACA
Messenger RNA from Drosophila gunungcola (fruit fly), 848 nucleotides. It is a transcript of the gene mRpL24, whose product is annotated as probable 39S ribosomal protein L24, mitochondrial. The coding region runs from base 61 to 804 and encodes 247 amino acids. Gene Ontology annotation, biological process: translation. Gene Ontology annotation, molecular function: structural constituent of ribosome; RNA binding. Gene Ontology annotation, cellular component: mitochondrion; ribosome. Lineage: Eukaryota; Metazoa; Arthropoda; Insecta; Diptera; Drosophilidae. The transcript is spliced from 5 exons. The record is from RefSeq and is a predicted model, not a curated record.